Zingiber officinale is the source of this 5078-nucleotide messenger RNA. RefSeq names its product protein transport protein SEC16A homolog. Gene Ontology annotation, cellular component: ER to Golgi transport vesicle membrane; endoplasmic reticulum exit site. Lineage: Eukaryota; Viridiplantae; Streptophyta; Magnoliopsida; Zingiberales; Zingiberaceae. The transcript is spliced from 14 exons. The record is from RefSeq and is a predicted model, not a curated record. The coding region runs from base 552 to 4712 and encodes 1386 amino acids. Gene Ontology annotation, biological process: COPII vesicle coat assembly; Golgi organization; autophagy.
UAGUUCUCGGCUUGGUUUUGCAAACGGCCGAAUGUUAAACCGGGGAAUUUGGGGGAAAAUAGGGGAAAUGCAAACAAAUUAACGACCAGAAAAGGGGGAGAACUUGGGGCGAGUUGUCGGCUAGAUCGCGAACGAGGGUUCGUCUCCUCUUCGCCUUCGUCUUCUCAGAUCUUGGCGCUCCUGAUCGCUCUUCGAUUCCGGCGUCUUGCUUGUGUUGUUUUUUGUGUCAGAUCGGUGGAGAUCGGAAGAUUUACUCGAUCUUGCUCUCCGUGGAUUCCUGUGAUUCUAGUAUCAUUUGGGAAGUUGUAAUUUUGGGAUAAUGGAGAUCCUUUAGGGUUUUGGAUACGAUUUCUGUCGAAUCGCAAUCGGCGGUUACGAGCGAGGAUCCCCUGUCAGCUCGAUCUUUGAUAUUUUUUUUGAUAUCUUUUGAGGGAUCCAGCUUGAAAUAAGUCGGUGGCCCGGUGGAUCAAAAAAAUUGCUGGUCUGAUAAUUGUGGGAAGAAGGGAGCGAUUUUUCUUUUGCCUUGGUAGCUUCGCUUUGUUGAGAAUCAGAUGGAAUCUUCUCCUUUCCAUGUGGAAGAUCAGACUGAUGAGGAUUUUUUCAACAAUCUAGUAGAUGAUGAUUUUGGUGGAGCGGGUUCCCAUCCUCGUCCCAACGAAAUCGUGAGAGAUUUAUCUAACCUCAGCCUUGAUGAUGAUAUUGGUACCUCUGUGGAGGAUCCUGAUGAUGCUGGAUUGAUUUUCGAAUCAAAUGGACUGCAACAAGGUGAGACCUUGCAGUCUUCGGAUUCUCCGAAUGCACCUUUAGAUUCUUCUUUAGACCAGGUAGCCUCAUUGGAAAGUUCAGUUGUGUGUGCUUCUGUGAUUGAACAACAAAGUUCAUUAUGCACUCAGCAUUCUGGAUCUAAGGGAACUAGUGUAAAAGAGAUUCAGUGGAGUGCCUUCAGUGUCAGCCCCCAGCCGUUUGACAAUGUUGGGUUGGAAAGUUAUUCAGAUUUCUUUGCCAAGAAUGUUGAUCCAUCAUCAGAUAGAUUGAAAUAUAAUGCUGACCUUAAUUUCUCCCCUGUGGAAAAUCAAGUUGAAAACUUGGACGCACAUACAAAUUCCUCGAAUAUGCAAGACUCCCAACUCUCAAGCUCAUCUACUGAUCAGAACACAAGUAUUGAUGCACAGUACUGGGAGAGUCUCUACCCAGGUUGGAAGUAUGACGCAACUACCGGGCAAUGGUAUCAAUUAGAUGGCUAUGAAGCUGGCACGAAUGCACAAAAUCAACAUGAUUCAUCAAGAAUGGAUUUACAAGGAAACUUUAAUGACAGUGCAGAAGGUCCUGCUUUCAACUCCAAUUUGGGUAGUUCAGAUAAUCUAUACCUUCAGCAAACUUCACAGUCAGUCUUGGAGACCAUAGCUGAAGAAAGUACAACAGCUACAAAUGCUACAACUACCAAUUGGAACCUUGGUUAUAAGGAGAACACAGAAUUCCCUCCUAAUAUGGUAUUUGAUCCUCAGUAUCCAGGAUGGUACUAUGACACCAACACCCAAAACUGGUAUUCCCUUGAGUCAUACACUACCUCGAUACUUACAGAAGUUCAGAAUGAGGUAGUAACUUCAAAUGGCUUCUCAAGUGGGAACUACAAUGUAUAUAAUCAAGUUGGCCAAACUGAACAAAGUUCUAAGGGAACCCUGGACACCCAAGAGUUUGGGCAUCACUGGGCUCCUCUAUCAAUUAGCUAUUCUCAGCAGAACAUGCUACAGGCUGGAGGUUUAUCUGGAAAGCAGGAGGUACAGAGCUUUUACAAUCCGAACAUAGCUACUGGAACUGAGGCAGAAAGUAGUGUGGGUAUUCAGAUGUUUAAACCAAUUGUUAAUCAUGAUUUUGGCAGCUCUAAUGGGAUUAUGACAUCACACAACUCUGUUAAUGGGGAAAGCAGAUAUCCACAUUAUUCUCAAAAUAUGCCACAUAGCAUUCAGAAAAGUAUGCCCAGCAGCUUCUUAGGCAAUCAAAAUUCAGUUGACUAUUCACAACAUUCAUUUCAAGAUACAAAAGCUUCUUAUUCCCAGUUUGCUUAUUCUUCUAAUGAAGGAAGAUCGUCAGCUGGACGCCCUGCACAUGCUUUGGUUGCUUUUGGGUUUGGAGGGAAGCUCUUAGUUGUGAAAAUUGCCACUUCUUUUGAUGCAAACAUAAAUUAUGGAAGUCAGGGAACUCCGGCUGCUGUGAUUUCUAUUCUUAGCUUGUCUGAAGUUGUGACGAAUAAACUUGACACUUCGAGUAUUGAUUCAAGCACUGCAUUGGAUUACUUCCAUUCUUUGUGCCGUCAAAAUUUUCCGGGUCCUCUUGUUGGUGGGAGUGCUUCUACAAAGGAUAUAAAUAAAUGGUUAGAUGAGAGGAUCUCAAGCUACGAUGCACCUGUCAAGGAGUUUCAGAAGGGGAAACUUUUGAAGUUGCUUGUUUCGUUGCUCAAAAUAUCAUUGCAAAAUUAUGGAAAACUUCGAUCACCUUUCGGCUCUGAUCCAUCACAAGAGGAUGUUAAUGGUCCAGAAAUGGAAGUAUGCAAUCUUUUUGCAUCGUCAAAAGUAAGCAGUGCUCCUCUGGGAGGGUAUGAUUCAUAUGCUUAUUGUUUGAAUAAUAUUCCAUCGGAGAGCCAACUUCAGGCAACUGCUGCUAUAGUGCAAAGCCUUCUUGUUUCUGGUAAGAGGAGGGAGGCUCUUCAAUCUGCUCAAGAAGGUCAAUUAUGGGGCCCUGCUCUUGUUCUUGCUGCACAGCUUGGAGACAAGUUUUAUGUUGACACAGUAAAGAAGAUGGCACAACAUCAGCUUGCAUUCGGGUCACCUUUACGAUCACUGUGUCUGCUUAUUGCUGGACAACCUGCAGAUGUGUUUUUACCAAUGGAGAAUGCAAUUAAUAGCUUAUCUUUGGCUUCACCUAUGCAUCAGGCAAAGGUUCAGCCCAGUGGGAUGUUGGAUAAAUGGGAAGAGAAUCUAGCAAUUAUAACCGCAAAUAGAACAAAAGAUGAUGAACUGGUAAUUAUUCAUUUGGGAGACUGCCUAUGGAAGGACAGAGGAGAGGUAACUGCAGCUCAUACUUGUUACUUGGUUGCUGAAGCAAAUAUUGAACCAUAUACUGAGACUGCAAGACUCUGUCUUAUUGGUGCUGAUCACUUGAGAUAUCCGAGGACAUAUGCCACACCUGAUGCAAUUCAGAGAACAGAACUUUAUGAGUAUUCAAAGGUGCAAGGAAAUUCUCAGUUCAUCCUACUACCUUUCCAGCCAUACAAGAUAAUUUAUGCCUACAUGCUGGCAGAAGUGGGAAAGAUUUCAGAUUCAUUGAAGUACUGUCAAGCUACUUCAAAAUUGUUGAAGAGUUCUGCUCGUACUUCUGAGCUUGAAAUGUGGAAACCGGUGUUAACCUCUCUAGAGGACAGAUUGCGUACCCACCAACAGGGUGGCUAUGGUUCAAGUUUGGCUCCCGCAAAUAUAGUUGGCAAGUUGUUUACUACCUUUGAUAGAUCUAUUCAUCGCAUGAUUGGUGCACCGCCCCUUCCACCUGUGCCAUCAGGGAAUGUAAAUGACAAAGAAAUCUAUUCUAUUGCCCCUAAAGUAUCAAACAGCCAAUCAACAAUGGCCAUGGCUUCUUUAGUUCCGUCAGCAUCAGUGGAGACAAUGACUGAGUGGUCAAGUAAUAGUAAUAAUAAUAGUAAAGCCAUUAGGCACAAUAGAAGUGUUUCAGAGCCUGAUUUUGGUCGAACCCCAAAACAGGAUUCAAGCCCAGACAAUGCACAAAGCAAAGCUACAACUGGUGGCUCACGCUUUGGACGCAUUGGCUCACAACUUCUUCAGAAAACCAUGGGGUGGGUGUCCAGAUCCCACCGCCAGGCAAAACUGGGUGAAAGUAACAAGUUCUAUUAUGAUGAAAAGCUCAAGAGAUGGGUGGAGGAAGGAGCUGAUCCUCCAGCAGAGGAGUCCCCCCUUCCCCCGCCUCCAACAACAACGCCAUUUCAGAAUGGUAUGCCAAAUUACAAGAUUAGUAGUGCUUUCAAGAGUGACAACAUAGAGAAUGAUACUUUGAAACCGGAAAGUCUUGCUGAUAAGGGCAGAAAAGCAGAUAAACCUAUGACUCCAUUGGAACAUAACUCUGCAAUCCCACCAACUCCACCUAGCCAAAAUCAGUUCUCAGCCCGUGGCAGAAUGGGAGUUCGGUCGAGGUAUGUUGAUACAUUCAACAAGGGUGGCGGUGGUGCUGGUGAUGGCAGUGGUGCUUUCAGAAAAACUUUUCAGUCACCUGCAGUUCCAUCGGCAAAUCCAUUGGUUGGUGCAAAAUUCUUUAUGCCCGCAGAACCUGCAAGCACAAAUGAAAAACCAACUGAUGCAGCUGGCGAAAACAACAAAGAUGUCACCACUGGUGAAGAUCCAGCAGAAACAGCAAUAGGAGAGGCAUCCUUUUCCUCAACGCCAUCAGCUUCAUCAUCCAUCCAGCGAUUUCCAAGCAUGAACAAUAUUUCCACUCGAAGCAAUAAUGCUCAUAUAUCCAGAUCAAGAGCAGCAUCUUGGAGCGGGAAUUACGAGUCAUUCAAUCAGACCACGACAGGUGCAAACUUAGGCCAUGGUCCCACUAUAUUCUCACCCACUCACAGUAAGCAGACUAGCUUGGUCAGCAGCUCAUCUUUUCAGCAGAAUGGUACUUCCCUUGGGGAUGACCUUCAAGAGGUCGAACUCUAGCGCAUAGCUGCAUCCGGAACAAGUAGCUUGGGCUCUUCAAUUCUGUCUGUCCUGCAAAACCUAAGAGGACGCUGAAUUUGAGGGACUGCAAAUGAGAAAUAUGUGAUCUUUCCCAAAUGUUUCAUUUACUUGUUGAGACCAUGGGGGAUGCUUGAGGUCACAUGAUGUGGUGUCCUACAUGAAACCAUGUUGACGCCGAUGUAUAGAUGAUUUGUUGAUUUAUUCUUCUCAUACUGAUUUGCACACAACAAAUAUAUUAAAACAGAUGGCUGGCCUAGGAAACGUAGUGUUUUUCUCUCAUUUUAUUGUAAGAAAAACGAUUUUGAAACAGAUGAAGUAGCCAAAAUUUUCAUCUUUUACGCCCAA